This is a messenger RNA of Cylicostephanus goldi, 213 nucleotides long. NCBI's taxonomy places the organism in Eukaryota, Metazoa, Nematoda, Chromadorea, Rhabditida, Strongylidae. The record is from the annotation of a GenBank genome assembly.
AUGGUGAAUUUUGUGAAACCCGGGCUUCUCGGCACUAAAACAGAGUUUGCCAAUAGAUUUGCCAAUAUUAUCAUGCGCGGCCGCGUGAAGGAUGCUACACCAUUGGAAGUAAAGUUCAUGAAGAGGCGAUGUCACGUUUUGUUUGAACAUUUGAAGAAAUGCGUUGAUGUAAGGGUUGCUAUCGUCAUUAUCUCCUACUUGAAUUUGGAAUAA